Molecule: messenger RNA, 3255 nt
Organism: Cydia fagiglandana
Lineage: Eukaryota; Metazoa; Arthropoda; Insecta; Lepidoptera; Tortricidae
Gene: mib1
Product: E3 ubiquitin-protein ligase MIB1
Exons: 17
Biological process (GO): endocytosis; protein ubiquitination; Notch signaling pathway
Cellular component (GO): cytoplasm
Molecular function (GO): zinc ion binding; protein binding; ubiquitin-protein transferase activity
Source: RefSeq, a predicted model, not a curated record
UUUUACUCUUAAAUUUUAGCAGGAAGGUUAAACAUCAUAAUGGAGCCUAGUGUUCCAGGUUCUUCAACAUCUUCUAGAGCGACUAGAUUCAUGAUGGAAGGCGUAGGAGCUCGUGUUAUACGGGGGCCAGAUUGGAAGUGGGGCAAACAGGACGGAGGGGAGGGGCAUGUAGGUACCGUGAGAAACUUUGAAUCACCAGAAGAGGUAGUGGUUGUGUGGGACAAUGGAACUGCUGCGAAUUACAGAUGCUCUGGAGCUUACGACUUAAGAAUCCUGGACAGUGCUCCCACUGGUGUUAAACAUGAAGGAACUAUGUGUGAUACAUGCCGGCAACAACCUAUAUUUGGAAUUCGCUGGAAGUGUGCUGAAUGCAGUAACUACGACUUGUGCUCUGUGUGCUACCAUGGGGACAAGCAUCAUUUACGCCACAGAUUCUACCGCAUCAGUGCCCCAGGAGCUCAACGCUGCCUGGUGGAGCCGCGCCGCAAGAGCAAGAAACAAGCUGUUAGGGGAAUAUUCCCAGGAGCUAGGGUUGUGAGAGGGGUUGACUGGCAAUGGGAAGACCAAGAUGGCGGAAAUGGCAGAAGAGGGAAAGUGAAUGAGAUCCAAGACUGGUCUGCGGCCAGUCCGCGGUCAGCUGCUUAUGUGGUCUGGGACAAUGGAGCUAAGAACCUUUACAGAGUAGGAUUUGAGGGAAUGGCUGAUCUCAAGGUUAUGAACGACGUAAAAGGUCAAAACGUAUACAAAGAACAUCUCCCGCUAUUGGGAGAGCUAGGCCCUGGCCGCACGGGCCCUCAUGGGCUGCAAGUUGGUGAUCAGGUCAACGUCGACCUGGAUCUCGAGAUCGUGCAGUCGCUGCAAAUCGGGCACGGCGGCUGGACGGAUGGCAUGUUCGAGUGUCUCGGGACCACUGGCACCGUCGUCGGCAUCGACGAGGACCAUGAUAUUGUCGUCACGUAUCCCAGCGGGAACCGGUGGACGUUCAACCCCGCUGUCUUAACUAAGGUAUAGUCAAAUUGCGGGAACAUGAGCGCGUCAGCAUCGGGCAGCGGUGCAGCCUCCAGUGGCUUCGCGGUCGGCGACCUCGUGCAGGUGUGCGCCGACCAGGAGCGGGUCAAAGCGCUGCAGCGCGGGCACGGCGAGUGGGCCGAGGCCAUGGCUCCGACUCUCGGAAAAAUAGGUCGCGUGCAGCAGAUUUACCACGACAACGAUCUGAAAGUGGAAGUGUGCAAUACGUCGUGGACCUACAACCCCAACGCUGUCACCAAAGUCUCCUCAAUCGGUACCAUUCCGGAAAACUCUUCAGGCGAGCGCCUGUCGGCGCUCCUGAAGAAGCUGUUCGAGACGCACGUGACGGGCGACACGAGCGAGGAGCUGGUGAAGGCGGCCACUAACGGCGACGCCGCGCGCUGCGCCGACAUCCUGGCGCGCGCCGACACGCCCGCCGACGUCAACGGCGUGUUCGGCGGACACACCGCGCUGCAGGCGGCAGCUCAAAACGGCCACCUGGAAGUGAUCCGCGCGCUGGUCGAGGCGGGCGCGGACGCGGACGCGGAGGACCGCGACGGCGACCGCGCGGCUCAUCAUGCCGCGUUCGGAGACGAACCCUCGGCUCUUCGGGCCCUUGCCGCUGCUGGCGCGGAUUUAAACGCGAGGAAUAGGCGGCGGCAGACUCCGCUACAUAUAGCAGUGAAUAAGGGACACCUGGGCGUCGUCAGGACGUUAUUACAGCUUGCUGUGCAUCCGAGUUUACAGGACUCUGAAGGGGAUACCCCGUUACAUGAUGCUAUAUCGAAGAAACGGGACGACAUGCUGACGCUGCUGUUGGAGCAUGGAGCUGACAUGACCCUCACCAACAACAACGGUUUCAACGCGCUUCAUCAUGCAGCACUUCGAGGCAAUCCAAGUGCCAUGAAGAUAAUGCUGGGCAAACUGCCCCGGCCGUGGAUAGUGGACGACGCGAAGGACGACGGCUACACCGCGCUCCACCUGGCGGCGCUGAACAACCACGCUGAGGUGGCCGAGCUGCUGGUGCGCGGCGGCGCGCGCCCUGACCUGCAGAACGCGAACCUGCAGACAGCGCUGCACCUGGCAGUCGAGCGACAGCACACUCAGAUAGUCCGGCUGCUCGUCUCGCACGGCGCCGACCUCAACAUCUGCGAUAAGGACGGCGACACGCCGCUGCACGAGGCGCUACGCCACCACACGCUGCAACAGCUGCGGCGGCUGCAAGACGCGCGCGAUACGGCGCUGCUCUCCGGCCUGGCGCACGCGCACGACAAGAAGUCUUCCGCGUCCAUCGCGUGCUUCCUCGCCGCGCACGGCGCCGACCUCACCGUUAAGAAUAAAAAAGGUCAAACCCCACUCGACCUGUGCCCGGACCCGAACCUAUGCAAGACGCUGACAACAUGCCGCAAGGAAGGCACGGCCGGCAGCGACAUGACUCCCGAUAGCGAAGCAGGCGCGGCGGCGGCAGCGCCGGUCGCUGAGGAGACGGUUCACACCGACCCUACCGCGGACGAGUGCCUCGUUUGCUCGGAUGCGAAGAGAGACACCCUCUUCCGCCCGUGCGGGCACAUAUGCUGCUGCAACGUGUGUGCUGCAAGGGUGAAGAAGUGUCUGAUCUGCCGCGCAUGCGUGACGUCGCGGCAGCGCGUGGGGGAAUGCGUGGUGUGCUCGGAGGCGCCGGCCACGGUGGUGUUCCGGCCGUGCGGGGACGUGUGCGCGUGCGCGGCGUGCGCGCCGCUCAUGCGCAAGUGCGUCGAGUGCCGCACGCCGCUGCAGCACGGCACCGUGGCUCCGCACAACAUCGACCUAGAAAAAGAGGGCAGCAGCAACCUGGCACAGAUUCAAGUGAACAAGGGUCAGCCGGCCCCGGCGCAGGCGGCGCCGCACCACAUGAACAACGGCUCGCGCCCCGCGCCCGCGCCCGCGCCCGCGCCCGCCGCCGCCCCCGCCCCCGCCCUCGCCGCCUCGCCGCCGCCCGCCGACGUGCAGAAACUGCAGCAGCAGUUGCAGGACAUCAAGGAGCAGACAAUGUGCCCGAUCUGCCUGGACCGACUGAAGAACAUGAUCUUCCUGUGCGGGCACGGCAUGUGCCAGAUGUGCGGCGACCGCAUCACCGUCUGCCCCAUCUGCCGCAAGCAGGUCGAGAAACGCAUCCUCCUCUACUAGGACACCAUAACAUCGAACCAAGUGAAUAUACACCUUAUUACAAUGAAUUAAGGUUGUCUUCUACAGUAACGAUAGCUGAAG